Messenger RNA from Cladophialophora psammophila CBS 110553, 1506 nucleotides. RefSeq lists its product as uncharacterized. NCBI's taxonomy places the organism in Eukaryota, Fungi, Ascomycota, Eurotiomycetes, Chaetothyriales, Herpotrichiellaceae. The coding region runs from base 1 to 1506 and encodes 501 amino acids. The transcript is spliced from 2 exons. The record is from RefSeq and is a predicted model, not a curated record.
AUGUACGCCGUGUACUCUUACUCGGUCCGAUGGAUCCUCAUCAACGACAAACAAUAUCCAGAUACCGAAGCUCGGAGCCAGUUUGCCUCAAUGAAGAACAAUCUUGCUUGUGGCCUAUAUCAUCAGGCGAGGAAAGACAUGUAUGCGAUCAUGUCUUUACCUUCCUAUCGAUCUGUCCUUGCACUAUAUCUAUUCGCGAUCAUCCCGAGCUCGAUCCAUGCUCAGGGUGACAGUUUCAACGAUCUAUGCCUGGAAGCAUCUCUGAGUCAUCAGGUCUACCUUCAGACCAGAGCACAAAUGCCCUCAUCAAGUGGAGACUCGAUUGCGAGUCUGCUUGACCGAGGUGCUUUUUCCAGCACGAAUAUCACCUUAAUACAAGAAGACUCACCGCUGGACACCGAAAAGCAGGAAUUUCAGUCUAUGUCGAGACUGGCCUUCUGGUUUGGAGUCAUCUCUGACACAACGAGAGCCUUGACGCGUUGCAGGCCAUCAAUCAUGCUCCCUGGGAAUACUGGUGAAUCAAAAGUGUGGUCGACUGUCCGGCAACGUACACAAUUGUUCGAACCACAAUUCGAGUCUCUUCGCGCACAGCCAACACCCUUCACUGAUGACCAGGUGGUUGCCGUUCUCCAGCACGCAUUCCCGCUCAAAACCUUGGUCUGGGCUGCAAUCACUAGGGUCCAAGACGCCCUUGUCCACCAACUCUCUGGCAUAUCACUUGCCGAAGCUGUCGACAAUGCCAGAAAGGAGAGUAAUCUUUUUGAACAAACUUUUGGGCAGCUCUUUAUUGGAGUAAGUGAGAGACAAGACAGACGAGACCACGUUAUCAGCCCACUAACAGAAGCUCCAGCACUGCUGAAUAUUCACUUUCAAGUUGGCAAUCUAAUCUUGGUCGACGCGCUACCGUCAACAUUCGUCUUCAUUGACCAGAACACCACCCCGUAUGACCUACGACUCUGCGCGUGUCGAAGCAUUAUCAUCGCGCUCAAUCUCGCCUUACAGACUCGAUACCUGGGUACCGACAAUGUCGUGCGCCCUAAUAUCCUCCUUCUCGAUCCUUACCCUGACCUCAUGGCCAAUGCCAUCAUCCGGACCGGCUCUUCCAUUUUCAUUCUGUACAACAUGCAAAAAUUAACCACCGAAAGUGCCCUUACCAUGUUUGCGGUCGUCAUUUCUGCUCUCGAGGUACUCGCAGAAAUAUCAUAUACCGCAUCAGCGGCUAUUCCACUCCUCAAGCAGCGGUUUGAGGGGUCUGGCAUCGAUCGAAACGCCAUUUUCAACAACGAUGUGCUUCAUCAGGCCGCGGCUUCGGUGUCGGCUGCUGUCGAUAAGGAUCUGUUCGACGCAGAUGUCCUCCAGCAACUGGAACAGCAGGCCACGGACCACGCAUGGAUCGAUCGCGUGGUGCAGCAAUCCGAGGAGAGUCCAGCCCCAUUACAACUAUCAGAAGAGAUGGAGCCAAUUGAUCUUGAGCUCUUCUCACGAGACUGGACCUUCGACGUAUGA